CCACCGGCGCACAUUAUUUGACAGUUGAAGGUUGCAUAGUUAGCAACUUCACUAAUAGCGAGUCUUGCGCCUGUCCCUUAUAAGUUGCAUCUCUAACCUAUGUCAUCAACUAAUGGCCAAAUAUGGACUUCUGUCAGCACUAGCGGUAUACUUUUAUCACGUACAGACGCUCGUUAUCGUUCUUUGCCUAAUCCUCGCGAGAGGCACGCACUCCUGUACUACGCGCCAGCACCAGCAAAUGGUAGUAAAAUCCCGGGUGGUCCAUGGUGAGCGGCUGAGGCCAGACCGUAGACAGUCGAGCAUUGCCAAACGUCUGUCGAUUGUCGCUGGUGGCACUCCAACAAGAAGUUCUGUAGGAUGCAUAUCCAUCAUUGUCGCAUGUACACAUCGUAGACUCCAUCUUUCGCGUAUAACUGCCUUUGUAAAUCUGGAUUGCUUCAUGCAGUGGGGCUAUGAUGGCUAUGUCAUAUUUGCACACAUAGGGUUAGAAAUAGAUGGGAGAAGAGACCAGCUGGGCAGUCUGUCCAGUUGUUGCGGUGUGUAACGCUAUCCAUGUAUCUGCUUGGUAUAGAGUAGUGGCGAAUUAAUUGAUAGCCUUAAC
This is a messenger RNA of Pseudovirgaria hyperparasitica, 601 nucleotides long. RefSeq lists its product as uncharacterized. The coding region runs from base 113 to 544 and encodes 143 amino acids. The transcript has a single exon. Lineage: Eukaryota; Fungi; Ascomycota; Dothideomycetes; Acrospermales; Acrospermaceae. The record is from RefSeq and is a predicted model, not a curated record.